AUGCCGCAGGGAAAGCUGAGUCUCAGCAGAAAGGGGAGACCUCAGCCUAACGACAUCUCCCCAGAGGAAUUCCCAGGAGCGCUGCUCAAGGCUUCACCUGGCCAGCUGGAGGUCACCAUGGGGGUCAUGGAUGAGAACGCCACAAACACCUCAACCAACUCUUUUUCUCUGCUUGACCCCCAUGGAACCCAAGCUGCUUUCUUCCCAUCCAACUUCAGCUAUGGCGACUAUGAUAUGCCCUUGGACGAAGAUGAGGAUGUGACCAAUUCCCGGACCUUCUUUGCUGCCAAAAUUGUCAUUGGCCUGGCGCUGGUGGGCAUCAUGCUGGUCUGUGGUAUUGGCAACUUCAUCUUCAUCGCGGCCCUGGCCCGCUACAAGAAGCUGCGAAACCUCACCAAUCUGCUCAUCGCCAACCUGGCCAUCUCCGAUUUCUUGGUGGCCGUCGUCUGCUGCCCCUUCGAGAUGGACUACUACGUGGUACGCCAGCUCUCCUGGGAGCACGGCCACGUGCUGUGCGCCUCUGUCAACUACCUGCGCACCGUCUCUCUCUACGUCUCCACCAACGCCCUGCUGGCCAUCGCCAUCGACAGAUAUCUGGCCAUUGUCCACCCGCUGAGACCCCGCAUGAAGUAUCAAACAGCCACUGGUUUGAUUGCCUUGGUGUGGAUGGUGUCCAUCCUCAUUGCCAUACCGUCAGCCUACUUCACCACUGAAACGGUCCUCAUCAUUGUCAAGAGCCAGGAGAAGAUCUUCUGCGGCCAGAUCUGGCCAGUGGACCAGCAGAUCUACUACAAGUCAUACUUCCUCUUCAUCUUCAGCAUUGAGUUCGUGGGCCCGGUGGUCACCAUGACCCUGUGCUACGCCAGGAUCUCCCGGGAACUCUGGUUCAAGGCUGUCCCUGGUUUCCAGACUGAGCAGAUCCGGAAGCGGCUGCGCUGCCGCCGGAAGACGGUCCUGGUGCUCAUGUGCAUCCUCACCGCCUACGUGCUGUGCUGGGCGCCCUUCUACGGCUUUACCAUUGUGCGUGACUUCUUCCCCACUGUGUUUGUGAAGGAGAAGCACUACCUCACGAUCUUCUAUGUGGUUGAGUGCAUCGCCAUGAGCAACAGCAUGGUCAACACCGUGUGCUUCGUGACCGUCAAGAACAACACCAUCAAGUACUUCAAGAAGAUCAUGCUGCUCCACUGGAAGCCUUCUUACAGUGGGAGUAAGUCCAGUGGGGACCUUGACCUCAAAACCACGGGGGUGCCUGCCACUGAAGAGGUGGACUGCAUCAUCCUGAAAUAA
Molecule: messenger RNA, 1287 nt
Organism: Balaenoptera ricei (Rice's whale)
Lineage: Eukaryota; Metazoa; Chordata; Mammalia; Artiodactyla; Balaenopteridae
Gene: PROKR1
Product: prokineticin receptor 1
Exons: 3
Coding region: 1-1287 (428 amino acids)
Biological process (GO): neuropeptide signaling pathway
Cellular component (GO): membrane
Molecular function (GO): neuropeptide Y receptor activity
Source: RefSeq, a predicted model, not a curated record